Messenger RNA from Telopea speciosissima, 879 nucleotides. RefSeq names its product protein RKD1. Gene Ontology annotation, molecular function: DNA-binding transcription factor activity. The transcript has 4 exons. Bases 1 to 879 code for a protein of 292 amino acids. The record is from RefSeq and is a predicted model, not a curated record. NCBI's taxonomy places the organism in Eukaryota, Viridiplantae, Streptophyta, Magnoliopsida, Proteales, Proteaceae.
AUGGAUAACCACUCUCUCAAAAGCUGGUCAGGUCAUGAAAUGGUAACUUAUGAAGAAGACCCAUUCAUGUUUUUAGAUCAACUAUCCCCAUCAGAUCUCAGUGGGUAUUAUACUCCAAUGAGUUGGCAAUGGGAAUUCCCCAUUACAUACAACAUGUUUGAUGUAAUUCCUUGGAUUGAAAGCAGUUUCCUUACUGACCCUCUGUUGGAUGGCUUCCUUACUUAUCCAGAGGAACUCUUCAUUGGAUAUGGAAAUAGUUGUGGAGUCUGUGAUGAACCCAGCAUUAAAUAUGAGUCCCAUGAAGAGAUUGUGUCCUACAAAAGUAGUAGAGAAGAUGGGGAGGAGCUAAUGAAAGAGAAAUCUAAGAAGUUCAAGAAAUGCAGAGAAGAGAAGAAGAGUAAAAGCAGUCCAAAUGAGUUGACUCGGAAUGCCAUAUCUCGCUACUUCUACAUGCCAAUCACUCAAGCUGCAAAAGAGCUAAACGUUGGCUUGACACAAUUGAAGAAAAGGUGUAGAGAGCUGGGAAUCGGUAGAUGGCCUCACAGGAAGUUGAUGAGCUUGCAGACCCUCAUCAAUAACAUUCAGGAAAUGGGGCAGAAGAAAGGAGAAGUUAAUGAAGCAAAGCUGAGAAAUGCAGUAAAGCUAUUGGAACAAGAGAAGAAGUUAUUGGAGGAGAUGCCAGAUAGUGAACUAGAGGAGAACACAAAGAAGCUUAGACAAGCCUGUUUUAAGGCUAACUAUAAGAAGAGAAAGCUUAUGGAGAUGGUGGAGGUGGAUUUGGAUUCUUCUGCUACAACCACUAGUACUGCAUGCAUGGAGACAUAUUUAAAAUUAAAGGGUCAAAGAGAAAAAAGAGUCAAGCAUGAGUUCUUCUAUUGA